UACACAUUCGAAUCACUUUCAAGAAAAAAAACACUCCAACACUAAAUCUUUCUCCACAAAAAUGUCAAAAGGAGAAGGAAGAAGCCGCAAGAAAUGCUUAGCAUACGUCGCAGCAUUCAUAGUGUUCCAAACAGCCGUCAUUUUAGUCUUCGCUCUAACAGUUAUGAAGAUCAAAAGCCCGAAGGUGAGGUUCGACGCUAUGGUUGUCGAAAGCUUCAGCUCCAGCAACAGCACCGCCACUUCCAUCAACAUGAAGCUGCUCGCGCAACUCACUAUUAAAAACACCAACUUCGGCCAUUUCAAGUAUGACGAGAGCACCCUCGUCAUACUGCACAAGGGUGUGCCACUCGGGGAGCAUGUUAUCCCCAAGGGGCGCACCAAGGCCAAGAAAACGCAGAAGUUUGAGAUCUCCGUGGAUGUAAGCACGGCUAGGGGAUCGGGUCCUGAAUUGAGAAAUGAGAUCAAUUCUGGGAUUUUGAAGCUCAGCAGCCAAGCAAAAUUGAGUGGGAAGGUGCAUUUGUUUAAGGUUAUCAAGAAGAAGAAAUCUGGGGAAAUGAAGUGUGAUUGGGACAUUAAUUUGGGCACUAGACAGGUGGAAAAUUUGAUAUGCAAUUAAUUUUUUUUUUAUUUACAUAUAUACACGUAUAUGUAUAUGAUUUUCGUCGUAGGGAUUUGUUGUAUUUAUUUUGUAUUUUUCCUUUACCUGUGCUAUUGAUUUAAUUUUAUUUCA
Molecule: messenger RNA, 730 nt
Organism: Salvia splendens (bonfire salvia)
Lineage: Eukaryota; Viridiplantae; Streptophyta; Magnoliopsida; Lamiales; Lamiaceae
Product: late embryogenesis abundant protein At1g64065
Exons: 1
Coding region: 62-616 (184 amino acids)
Source: RefSeq, a predicted model, not a curated record